GAAGAUUGUUGGACAGGGACAACCACAGAUACUCGCUUUACCCCCACACGGCCCUCUGCUCCCACGCCCUCCAGCGCCGCCGCCAGGAUGGACCUUCUCCUGGGCUCCAGAAGAAGGGCAUUCCUUUCGCCCACCCGGCGCCUCCGCGACGCUGCCCCAGGCUGAAAGGCGACAAAUCCUCCGUGGACCAAGCGGUUUGACUUGGGCCCUUGCCUCUUUGGCCCCGGAGCUCGCAUUUCGGCCGCUCUUAGUAGCUCCUCUGCGUCCACUCCCCCUCGGCUCAGGACCACUUGGUCUGCGCCGCCUGCAUCCUCUGUGUGCCGGGCCCGCCCGCACUGCGGGGGAGAGGCGGGGAGCCGCCCACGCCGCGCCUGGCGCUCCGCGUCGCCGUCUCCCUGGGACGCGCGCGGGCUACGCGGCCCGCGGGAGCAGGGCGGGCGGCCAUGGCGCGGCGCUCCGGGAGGUAGCCGGGCGAGACGCGAGGAGCACAGGGGCCGCCAUGGCCCGGCGGCGGCGCCGCGCUUGCAUCGCGCUGUUCCUGGUGCUGCUGUUCGCCUUCGGCACCCUCAUGGGCCUGCGCACGCUCAAGGCUCCCGACGGACUCCCGGCUCUGGGUCCAGGCCUGGAGCUGGCGCCCUUUGAGCGUCGCCCGGAGGGAGCCCCGGCAGCCCCCGCCGCGCCACCGCCGCCGCCUCCGCCCCGCACCGCGGGCCCGGGCAGCCCCCCGGGGCCGGCCCCCGCGGAGGCCGAGCCCGCUCCUGGGCAGAGUUUGCGUGUCUACUCGGACCUGCACGCCUUUUACUACUCAUGGUACGGGAGCCCGCGGCGCGAGGGUCACUACAUUCACUGGGACCACGUCAUGGUGCCACACUGGGACCCCAAGAUCUCGGCCAGCUACCCCCGCGGCCGCCAUAACCCCCCCGACGACUUGGGCUCCAGUUUCUACCCGGAGCUGGGGCCCUACAGCUCCCGGGACCCCGACGUGCUGCGGGAGCACAUGACCCAACUCAAGGAAGCCGCCAUCGGCGUCCUGGUCCUGUCCUGGUAUCCACCUGGUAUGGCUGAUGAUAAUGGGGAACCCUCAGAUGACCUGGUGCCCGCCAUUCUGGACACUGCCCAUCAGUACAACAUCCAGGUGGCCUUCCACAUCCAGCCCUACAAAGGACGGGAUGACAUCACUCUGCACGACAACAUCAAGUACAUCAUUGAUAUGUAUGGCUCCCAUGGCGCAUUUUACCGCUAUAAGAACAGCAUGGGUAAGAGCCUCCCACUCUUUUAUAUCUACGACUCAUACCUGACAUCCCCUGAGGCCUGGGCCCACCUCCUGACACCAAAUGGGCCCCACUCAAUCCGCAACACCCCCUAUGAUGGGGUCUUCAUAGCGCUGCUGGUGGAGGAGGGCCACACCCAUGACAUCCUGGCCGCUGGAUUUGAUGGCAUGUACACCUACUUUGCCUCCAACGGUUUCUCCUUCGGCUCCUCCCAUCAGAACUGGAAAGCUGUGAAGAACUUUUGUGAUGCCAACAACCUCAUGUUCAUUCCCAGUGUGGGGCCUGGCUACAUUGACACCAGCAUUCGGCCCUGGAACAACCACAAUACACGGAACAGGGUCAAUGGCAAGUACUAUGAGACAGCCCUGCAGGCAGCCCUGACAGUAAGGCCUGAGAUCGUCUCCAUCACCUCUUUCAAUGAAUGGCAUGAGGGUACCCAGAUUGAGAAGGCGAUUCCCAAGAAGACGCAAACUCGUCUGUAUUUGGACUACCUGCCUCAUCAGCCCAGCCUGUAUCUGGAGCUGACUCGCCGCUGGGCGGAGCACUUCAUCAAAGAGAAAGAGCAGUGGUUGAUGUGAGGGGCCUGCAAACGGGCAUGAGGUGCUGAUGUCUGAGUCUCACUGGAUGAUGUCACCACGUGGGGCUCUGCUGAGAUUGUAGGCACUCGCUCAUCUCCAAGUCCGCAGCUGGGUGCUUCCGGGUGGGCCCAAGCCUGGGCCCAUGUAGAACAGAGCCUGUUUCUCAGGCAAGUGGUGCUGGGGUGCUCUCAAGUAACAGGAAACCAGGCCGUGUUCAAGAGAGGGAACGGUAGAGGCGGCCAGGUGUCUGGCAUUAGCCCAGAGCAGCCCCAUAUCCUCAGUCAGAACACUAAAAUAAUCCCUUCUAGCUUUGAAAUCAGCAGGCUGGUGUGAUGUAGUGGAGUCACCAAAUCACUGCUCUUAGAAGGGUGUCAAGGGUUCUGGGCUAUAGCAUGCACCUUGCUCCCUUCUGCCAGCCUGUAUCCCCUAUUCAGGCCUCCUUCCUCCGUCAUGUGUCUUCUCCAAGUUAGGGAACCAUAUUUAAGACUUUUUACAAGGGAAAUGCUAUGUUUAAGCUCUUCCCAGAUUCCUGAACCCAGUUUUCAGGAAGUAAUCCUGAGCAUUCACACAUGUAUUCAAUGCAGACUACAGCACCUUACCACGUGCUGGGUGCAAACAACCAGGAAUGGCUCCUGUCUUCCUGCCAUUUAUAGGACCCAGCUUCAUUUAUUUGGUGUGGCCGUGUGGCUAGUGCCUGAGCACAGCUAUAGGGUUUUCCUUCCUGCACUUUUACGCAGUGCUGGGAAUUCAGUUGUUUCCUCUAAGAAAAUACCUCUGUGGUCCAGAGCCUCCAUUUUCCCAGGUGAACCUUUAGCUCCAGGGAGAGGACCGGGACAUCCCUCUCCCUUUAGCUGCCUAAAUUGAAUGAUUCGAGGCCCAUUCACUAGAGCCAAUUGCAGUGCUGCUGUGAUUUGUAUUAAAUAUGACAUGGUAUUCUCAAGUAAGCCUUCCUUUUGCUCUUCAAAACUUCACAAAUUCUGACCCUGACCCCUCAGAUUCUGACAAAUUGACUUGUGGGAUGGCUACAGUGUUAGCACAAUGAAGAGUGAGUUUGCUUAAGAAACUAGUAGUUUAAACAAGAUUUUGAAGGAAUGACUUAACCACUGCUUCUUUACAAAAAAACAUGCUAAUUACAGAGACCUUCAAAGCAGGCCCUGGGACAACUUCUUGGCAAGAUUCUUAAGAUGUACUUGAAAAUGUGUGCUGGAAACCACUGAGUUUAUGAUAGCAAGACUAAAUCCUAAUUCUGGGAACUGGGGUGCAAGGAUGGAGGGGAAGUACUGGGCCUUAUUUGGUACCACAAGGACUCUCAGCUGCAGUUAGGUAAUUGAUAAUAAACCCCACUGAUGGAUGGGGUAGGCCUGGAUCACCCUGCUUGUGACUUCGUGGGGAAAUCAAGGCAGGCAGAAAUAGGUGAAAAGGGCUAGAUGGUGACCUGUAAUAAUUCACAGAAGGGAGUAACACAGGCCUCAUUUCACACAUAAACAAUUUGAAAAAUCCUACAAGUAUGACAAUGCCCUAGCAGACAGAGGCAGCAGUUGCUGAUGACACUGCAACCUGAUUUAGUUCUUUUGAAGGCUAAUCUGUAUCAAGAGCCAUAAAAAUGUUCAUACACUUUGACCUAGCAAUCCUACCCUAAGGAAAUAUUUCAAAGAAGAAAAAUAAACCAUUUAACAAAGA
Molecule: messenger RNA, 3529 nt
Organism: Hipposideros armiger (great roundleaf bat)
Lineage: Eukaryota; Metazoa; Chordata; Mammalia; Chiroptera; Hipposideridae
Gene: MANEAL
Product: mannosidase endo-alpha like
Exons: 4
Coding region: 500-1849 (449 amino acids)
Molecular function (GO): alpha-mannosidase activity
Source: RefSeq, a predicted model, not a curated record